Molecule: messenger RNA, 4802 nt
Organism: Marchantia polymorpha subsp. ruderalis
Lineage: Eukaryota; Viridiplantae; Streptophyta; Marchantiopsida; Marchantiales; Marchantiaceae
Source: the annotation of a GenBank genome assembly
GAGAUUCUUCAGAUUAGUUCUUGAAAGAAGUUGACGGAGAAAAAUAUAGGAUAGGUUUCUCGAAUUUUGGGUCUAACAAAAACUGUUCCACUCUCUUCUCACUUUUGUGUUUGGAGAUGAUAAGAGACCCUUAUCAUAAUGGCCGGGUUUUUAGUAAAAGCUGGUCUUUGGCUAACGCACUUGAGAAGAAAUUAAUGUUACUUGAUGAGUUAAACCUUGAGGAAAGUCAUUCUGGACGUGUAGCAGGGACCUGUACUAUCAUCUACAAUUUAUUGCGUUCUUACAUAUUGUCCAUCGUUGAAUCUUCACGGUCGGUCUGCUAUUGUUUUUAUCUGCCAUUGUUUUUGCAUUAGAAUGGCUUUAUGCUUGUCAAAGCAGGUGUUAGCAGAUCGACCCAUUUAGUUGGUAGCAAUCAUGAGUGAUACGCGCCAGUUAUAGUGUUGUUCCUGUAUCUUGCCUUGGUUUGGAAUGGACCUCCAUCGUUCCUUUCACGAUGAGACGAUCUCUGGUCUUCUGUUUAUCGUAGGGUAUGUGUUCUCGACAGAUAUCCGCUGUGCAUUCCACGUGCACGCUGGCAGUAUCCAGUCUCAGGGUGUAAUAGGGAGUGUUUUUGGCUUUAAAGAAAUCAUUAUAUCUCCAGUUUCUCAUCGUAUGCAUCUCAGGUUUGGACUUAAGCUGCAACCAAACCAUGUCCCAAGCACGGCAUCCACUAGCUGGCUCAAUUCACGUAAUGCACUCGGAAAAUGUUAAUUUCGGCCAUAGAUCAAAAUUGUUGCAUACCUGUGAGGGACGCUGGAUGGAAAAAGCCGUACAAUCUUGUUGGAUGUUGGCCAGUGUAGGCCCUGUGAUUCCAUGGAUAUCAAUAUCUAUUUCUGACGAAAGAGCGGUGCGAGCGAGUUGCACGACAUAUGCAGGAAGGACCCGCGAGCAAUUCUAGACCUUUGAUCCUCCGGACAUGUGUACAAUGCACACCUGAUCCUUGAAGACCUGUUCGCCCUCGUGGAUCGGUUGCCCGAGAACCGCGACCACAAGCUCAAAGUUUUUAGUUUUCUGUUUCAUCAAUCCAACGAGGUGCAAAAUCCCGGAGCAAAGAACAACUUACUGGAUCGGGGCCAAUCAAGUCCAUUCGCAUGCUCUGGGGAACGGAGUAACAAAACUCUGUGGUUCUUCCGCAUGCUAUGCAGUACCAAUCCUCGAUCCGUUUGUCGUGAAAAGAUGAAACUUCGUUCAUUAUCCGAGCGAAAGGGAAAAGUUAGUCCACUUUUCUGCUCUGUAUUUCUUCUCACACUUCUUACCACAUGCAACAUCUUGAAACUCCUCGUGCUUCACCGAGCAGCCGCAUGGAAAGUGGCACCGCAACCGAGACCCCUAUAGGCCCGCACAAUUGUCACCACGAGCAAGGUCCGAAAGAGGAAGAGGCCGUCCCUCCGCGAAGGGCCGGGCCAGUUUCGGGGGACGCGAGACCGAUCGGAAGGGAAAGAGGCACAUGGUAGUUGCGCGAGUCCGAUGGUAGAAAGUCCCCGGGAGCGGUCCGUCCCUCAUGACCCGGCGGACACAGCCGAAAGAAAAGCCGAGCGGAUAAGGAGCCGAAAGUCGUCCUGACGCAGCAGGUUCAGGUACAGGUACACUUGGGCGGAUCGCACGACGCCAGUUGGGCUGCCAUGCUGCCACUGCAGCCGAGCUGGCCGAGCUGGCCGCGCCAACUCAGAUCCCCGCGAGGGCCUCGCCCCCGAGGCAGAUCAGCUGCCUCUGUGGGAGUGGGACUCGACUGCUGGACUGGGUUCCGAUCGGAGUCAGCAGCAGCAGCAGCACCGCGCGGUCCAGCGUGCGUCGGAGCUUCCGCUGCUUUCUUGUAGCCGUUGAUAAGAUGGCGCUGCGAUGAGCGUUGCGCUCCUCGUUCUCAUCCUCGUCUUCGUCCUCGUGUGCUCUCGGGGGAGUGGCUCGAUUUGCCUGCGGUGAAAUCUCCUCGUGUGCAAUGGCGACGAGUUUUGCAGCGGUGCGGAAAGGGUUCAUCGAUUCGGUGGGGAACACGCCGCUCAUUCGGCUGAACAAGGUGUCGGAGCUGACGGGGUGCGAAAUCUAUGGAAAGGCGGAGUUUUUGAACCCCGGGGGCUCGGUGAAGGACCGGGCGGCGCUGUACAUCAUCAAGGAUGCGGAGGAGAAGGGCAUUCUGAAGCCCGGAGGAGUGAUCGUCGAGGGCACUGCGGGGAACACCGGAAUCGGGCUGGCGCUCGUCGCCAAUGCCAAGGGCUACAAGACUGUGAUCGUCAUCCCUAAAACCCAGAGCCAGGAGAAGAAGGACAUGCUGCGGAUCGCCGGUGCCACGCUCGUCGAGGUUCCCGCUGUUCCCUACAAAAACCCCAACAACUACGUGCGGUACUCGGGGCGCUUGGCCGAGGCUCUGGCCCAGUCGCAUCCCGGAGGCGCCAUCUGGGGCAACCAGUUCGACAACGUCGCCAAUCGCCGGGCGCACUACGAGACCACGGGGCCCGAGAUUUGGGAACAGACGGGAGGCCGAAUCGAUGGGUUCGUGUGCGCCAUCGGCACCGGAGGCACUCUGGCCGGCGUGGGAAAGUAUUUGAAGGAAAAGAAUCCCAAUGUCAGGAUCGGGAUGGCGGAUCCCAUGGGUGCUUGUAUGUAUAAUUACUACGCCUCUGGCGUGCUGGAGUCGUCUGGAAAUUCGAUUUCGGAAGGAAUCGGGCAGGGCCGAGUGACGGCCAAUUUGGAGGGAUGGGGAUUGCCAGCAAGAGAUGGCGGUGUUGUAGAUUUUUGGUGCCAGGUGACCGAUGAGGAGGCGCUCCCUCUCGUCUAUGACCUGCUUAAAGAGGAGGGGUUCUGCAUGGGCGGCUCCACAGGGAUCAACAUCGGUGGGGCUGUCAAACUGGCUAAGGAGCUGGGCCCCGGGCACACUAUCGUUACCAUUUUGUGUGACUUGGGAACUCGGUACCAGGGCAAGAUUUUUAAUGUCGACUUUUUGAAAUCCAAGAAUCUGCCCUACCCUCAGUGGCUGGAGCCCGGGUUCAAGGAUAUUGACGUCCCAGAAGUUUUCGAGGAGGUGCCGCCAGCACCAUGAAGCACUUUGUAAUAUUUAGACAGCCAGGUCAUGCUGCUCAGCACGGACAAGGAGGAUACUAGCACUGCAGGCCAGAGGACAGUACAGCAGACCAGAUUUUCAAGGCCAAAUAAAGGGACAUUGACAACUCUGUCCUCUGGUUUGCUUCCAUUCAUGCGCAGUAAUGGCGAAUUGCAAAAUCUGGUGCCUUUGUAUAGAGAGCCAACGCCUUGUUGGUUGCAUGAGGAAGGAAGGAUCAUCAAUGAAUAGAAUUGUCAGAAAGCAUUGACAAUUCUUGUGAAGAAAAUCUGAGAUCAUCUUGCAGUUUAACAUUCCAGAAGACAUUUACUGCCUGGCGGCUGAGGAUUUUGUUAGGUCCUGACAGACGUGCAGCCUGUUUUAUAAUCUAGAGUUGGAGCAAGAUAUGUCCUCGAUCGGGUCGGAUCCUCACCUGCUCAGAAGAUGAUGUUUUUUUUACUCUGGUCCUCUUGCAGUUUUUCACUUUGUCACUUCAGAGUGCAAAAGAAGUUCUUGAAGAAUGAGGUCGGUCUUUAUCGACCUUGUACAGUCUAUUUUUUCUUCCCGAUUUGUUGGGCAAAGGACGUGUCUGUACUGGCAAGGAGAGAGUUAUUCUUGAUAAACCGAUUUUGAGCUCGAGCGCUGAAGGUUCGGCAGUUGCUAGAUCCAUGAAGAUUGAGUAUGGCCGCUCUCAAGCGUACCAGAUGGCAAUAUGAACCCUUUCACGUCAUAUUAAUACCACAAAACUAUCAUACGCAGAUGAGGUGGGCAAUAUUUUCGUGUGCUUACUAUUUGGUGAACUACGCUUUCGAUCUCGGGUCUUGCCUGUAUGAAAGUUGAAAUGACGGCAGUAUUUUACUUCGGCAGGGACCAGACGAUGAGUUUGGUUGCUAGGCACACAUACCCCUUCCCUACGUCGAUCCAAGGAUUAAGACUAUCACCUACGUAGAAUGCUGGGGUGGACUUUCACUCGCAUGCUUGUAUGUAUGCCUCACUGUCAUAUCUACAAUUACCUUUCACAGCGUUGCACAAUUGGAUGCUGAAGCAGCCCUCCGUAGUGGAGGGAUGAUAGACAUUCAAACGACUGAUAUCAGAAAAUUUGUUUGAGAAAAACUCCUGAUCUUUGCAACAUGGAAUUCAGACAUCUCUUCUGUAAGGGGCGGAUCAUUAUUUAGGGUCUGUACGGAACUGAUACCGAAUUACGCCGCGCAAUUGAUUGGAUGGAUGAGUUCCAGUGGGUACCUGGAGUAUAUGUUCUUUUGCAUCAUAGAAAGUGACAACUAUCAUAGAAAGGACUGAACGAACUUUCGAUUACGUAAUUACAGUAAACCAACCAAGUGGUUAAGUAAAAUUUAUGUCAAAUGCGUAUUUGGGUAAGAUUGACAUGUAUCCUCUUCAGGUAGGUACUAUCUGUCAAAGUGCAUACAAACGACUCGGAAUGCUCACACAGACUUGGUUGUUCUUCUUGGGCGGCCGUUGUUUUCCAAGAAUUCAACCCGUUACUUCAAAUCACUUUCACCCUGUGCAGCUGUUCAUCCAGUUCAUCCUUGUCUGAGUAUGCCUUCUGAAACUCAUGAGAGGCCUCUUCUUACUAAGUACUUGUACUCGGUCUUCAUUCAUACAUACAUACUGUUUUAAGUAUACUCUUCCGAUCCGUCUUUUCAACUCCCUACUGAUUUGCUCAACAACGAUUGUCCUGGACGCUUUCGAUUGGCUUUGUGUGUGUUGAGAU